This is a messenger RNA of Closterium sp. Yama58-4, 2346 nucleotides long. Lineage: Eukaryota; Viridiplantae; Streptophyta; Zygnematophyceae; Desmidiales; Closteriaceae. The record is from the annotation of a GenBank genome assembly.
AUGCUCAAGAAGCACUGGGCUGGGGUUCGAGCGGCCAGCACUGAUCAGGGUGGUGGGGGUCCCGCCGACGAGCAUGCCACUGAUGACGCACUGCCAAGGGCUCCGCCUUCGGUCGCCGAUAAGCCACCACGACAGGGUAGCGGUGAAGAAGGGCUGCGCGACAAGGAGAAGGCGGCCGCAAAAACGGCCCCAGCUGGCCAGGGCCCGAAGACAGGGGUCGCGGUGGCGUCAGCGGUUCCUCACCAGCCCCCAGCUGGUGCACGCCCUCCGACCGGACCGUCUGCCGGGCGACCUGCCGACGUCCCGCGCUCUGCCGACGUCCCGGCUGCCGACAAGGCUGGCCGCGCGGGGAAAGGGGCGGCAGUUGCGGACGCGCUCAAGGAGCAGCUCAGGCGCCUAGCCGGCCACAAGGCUGUUCAACAGCCCCCCGCUGCUGUCGACGCCCCAUCUGCCAGUGUCCCAAAGUCGCCGGUCGUCGCCGCCCGUGCUCCUGCAGACCCAAAGUCCGCGUUGCUGCGCGCCCAGUUGGGCGCACUAGCGUCGACUGCGCCAACUCAGCAGGCUUCUGCCUCCGGCGCUAAGACGUCGUCGGCAAAAGUCGCACCACCCACCCCUGUGGCAGCUGAGGUUGAGAAGGCGGCGGAGAAGGGCGUUCGUGCCGCCCUUGCCACCGGCGGCGGCCCCGUCGAGCAGGCGCCCCCCGAUGCUGAUAUCGCUGCCAUACAGGCCCACCUGGAUGCUGCCAAUCCCCGACCGCUGGCCAUCUCCGACACGGCACAUGUGGAGCCUUCGGCGGGUCUCGUCGGCAGUCCAGCAGAGCCGACUGCGACCGGUGAUGCUGUCGGCGAUGAGAAGGCGAAACGGAAGGGGAAGGCGGGCUCACAGAGGAAGACGCGGGAGAAGUCGGAGGCGAAGGCGGCGGAUAGAGGGAAGGGGAAGGCGGCUGAGACGGCGGCUGACAAGGAUGGAGGCGGCAAUACGGGGGUGAAAGGGAAAGCGGGGGAGAAUCAGAAGUCGCUCGGCGAGGGUACGUCGACGGGGAGGAAGGGGAAGGACAAGUCGGUAGGAGAAGGUGCGUCGACGGGGAGAAAGGGGAAGGAGAAGGCGGUCGGCGAUGGUUCGUCGAAAGGGAGAAAGGGAAAGCGGAAGGCGGCGGAGGAGGAUGUCGAGGAGGUGGAGGACGUCGAGCAGGAGGAAGAAGAAGAGGCGGAGGAGGAGGUGGAGGAGGCGGAUGAGGACGAUGAGGAGGAGGAGGAGGUGGAGGAGGAGGAGGAGGAGGGGGGGAAGAGCAAGGAGAGGCGGGGUCAUGGCAUCCGACACGAUACCUCGGGCGACAAGCUAGGAUGGGUCGGCGAGAUUAAGGUGCACGGCAUCAAUCGAUACAUCGGCAAGUCGCGUGAGAAGAUGGAGCUCGCGUACGUGCACUCCAUCGCGUUCGUCGUCUACGACGGUUUCGUGAGCAAGGUGCUCAUGAACGAGCUCACCGUCCUGGACAGCGCCGAGUUGGAGAGGUGGAAGGAGGUGUGGGAGGAGGUCAGGAUCUUGCCGACCGGGAUGUGGACGGUGAUGUGGGCCCGGGGAACGCUCCUUCCAAAGACACGGCUGAAUGAGAUCCUCGACAAGUAUCGACAUUACAAGACCACUGGCGAUGCGCUGCACGCCGCGCUCCUGCCAGCGAUAUGGUACCCAGUCGAUCCCGACACCGAGGAAGGCCGAGAGAAGUCGGCGUCCAUGCUGUCCGCGUUGAUUGGCCGCGUGUCAAUGUGCGCUGCGUAUGGGAAGACCGCUGCGACAGCGGCGAGAAAGGAGGGAGACAGCGACGAGAAGACGGAUAUGGCGGCAUGGGCGUUAGGAGCAUCCGCAUGCGCUGUGUGGUGCUUCGUCGAGAACGGCGAUGCCCAGGUGGAGGAUGCUGUGGAAGAAGGGAAGGCGGCGGCGCUUGUGGGCGGAGCGAGCCAGGCGACCGCCGAUGUAUUCGGCAAAGUCAUGGAGGCGGUGCUGAACGCCGAGAUCAACAGGGACCGCCCCCUGGGAGAGGUUGCUUACAACGUCGCGCCAGCACUCAAGAGGACCGCCCUUGACAUGGCCUAUCCGGGGGUGGAUGCCGGAGUCGAUGCCGACGUGAUCGCAAGAGCGACGGUCGAGACGAUGGCGUUCUGGGGAAUGUGCCCCGUCGCCGGGCCGAAACUCAAAGCGAGGGGCAUCGCGGUGCCGAUUGACGCGCAGAUGAAGGCCGAUAUCGACAACAGGGGGAGAAAGGGUCAGAGGGGCAAGAAGGCGACGAAGGCCAAGGGCGGCACGGAGAAGAAGGGGACGAAGGGCCAGAAGGCGAAGGAGUCGGCGUAG